UGUCGGACUGAUGAUCUGCUCCAACAGUGUUGUCAGAAGUGUAUUGUCUUUUGGUGCGAUCGGCGGCGGCGUGGCAUACAACUUGAACGGUUCAGGAAUAGUGUUGUGGCAUUUACUGCCGGGUAUAGUGCAAUAUGUUUGGUGUUAGAGCAAUUUGUUGCUCGUUGAGUGUUUCACUGCUACUGCUUCUGCAAUUGUUCGGUAGCAGUAAUGGACUUGCUCAGAAAGAAUAUUUUACAUCGAUAGCUGGUCUUGAGAAACUUUUAAGUACCGAGGUCUUUUUGAUGUCUCAUUUGCAAUCGUACGUGGAGUCCAUGAGUUCACAAUUGGAAAUGUUGAAGGGGGAAAUUGAAGAAAUCGAAAGAGAACACGAACUCGCUGCCAAUAAUCUAGAAGAAUACCUUACAAGUCCUGUUAAUGCAUUUCUUCUGAUCAAACGAUUGGAUACGGAUUGGGCUCUUUUUGAAGAUGCAAUCGAUAAUGGACUUGCCCGAAAAUCUUUCCUAAAAGCCGUUAAAUACACUCGUGAAAACUUGAGCUUCCCUACUGAAGAAGAUUUGACAGGCUCAGCAGUUGCAUUAGUUCGACUUCAGGAAACUUAUCAGCUCGAUGUUUCCGAACUAUCUGCUGGUAUUCUGAAUGGUGUAAAAUAUGGAUCACCAAUGUCUUGGCAAGAUUGCUUCCAACUUGGUCAGAAACUGUUUAUGUUGAAGGAUUUCAAUCACACCAUUCCAUGGUUGAAGGAGUCUUUCCAAAAACUCCAAGUACAAGAGUAUUUCAACUCGAGUGAAACAGUUGGCUUCCUUGAAAUGGUGGCUAGCUAUCAUGCUCAAAUGGGAGACUUCCAAACUGCCCUCGAUCUAAACACUAAACUUCUUGAGCUCGAACCCGAUAGAGAAUAUUCUUUGGAUUUUAGAAAAUACCUAAAGAUAAUGAUCGAACAAGGCCAUGGAUUAGUCGAGCCCGAGUUAGAAGAUGACAUUAUGAGGCCAUAUAAGCUUACGGAAGAAUUCAAGACCUACGAAAAAGUUUGUCGGGGUGAAGUCAAACAAUCACCAACUGAGGAGAGACCACUUCGGUGCAGGAACUUCCACAGAAAUGUACCGUACCGCCUCUUGAUGCCAUUCAAAAUGGAAGAAUUGAACUUAGAUCCGUAUGUGGUUGUGUUCCAUGAUGUCAUUAGAGAUGCUGAAAUCGAACCAAUUAAGGAAAUUUCUAAACCCGGUAUGACUCGUUCGCAAGUUCGUGCUAACGACGGCGAUGGAACGACAGCGACUUUAUACAGGACCAGUCAAAAUACCUGGCUGAAAUAUCAUGUUCUACCAGAAACGGAGACACUUAGCCGUCGGCUAGGAGAUAUCACUGGAUUGGAUAUGGAUGCAAAUGAAGAACUUCAAGUGGCGAACUACGGUAUUGGUGGACAUUAUGAACCUCAUUUUGACUUCUUCGAGAGAGACGACGCCUUUCAAUAUGAAGAUGGAAACAGGAUUGCCACAGCAAUAUUCUAUUUAUCAGAUGUAGAGCAAGGUGGCGCCACAGGUUUCCCAUUCUUGAAACGAGCAGUUCAGCCCAAAAAGGGAAGUCUUAUGUUUUGGUAUAAUUUGCAUAAGGACGAAGAAAAAGACUACCGCACAAAACAUGCUGCCUGUCCUGUUCUUAAGGGAUCUAAAUGGGUUGCAAAUGUUUGGAUUCGAGUGAGAAAGCAAAUGUUCACAAGGCCCUGUGGCUUAGAACCAGAUCAUGAGGUGUCCGAUGGAUAUGGAAUUAUUCGAUAGUUCAAAAGUAUUACAAAAUUUUGGUUUUAAGUCUUAUAAGUUUCGUUUUAAGAAAAAUGUAUCAUUUUUUUGAAUGGACAGUAAAAUAAAAAUGAGAAAGUAAAUAGUA
Molecule: messenger RNA, 1884 nt
Organism: Eupeodes corollae
Lineage: Eukaryota; Metazoa; Arthropoda; Insecta; Diptera; Syrphidae
Product: prolyl 4-hydroxylase subunit alpha-1-like
Exons: 7
Coding region: 135-1775 (546 amino acids)
Biological process (GO): peptidyl-proline hydroxylation to 4-hydroxy-L-proline
Cellular component (GO): endoplasmic reticulum
Molecular function (GO): iron ion binding; L-ascorbic acid binding; procollagen-proline 4-dioxygenase activity
Source: RefSeq, a predicted model, not a curated record